ACAUCUUUGCCGUCCGUUGAUCUGAUGGUGAAAAUUUGAAUUAGAAGUGACUUUCCUUAUACCAAACCUUUCGGAACCCAAUUCUAGCCAGUCGAAUGCGCGUUAAUCCCGUCUACCUUGUCCUGGGCCUGCUUUCUAUGGUUUAUGCCGCACCUGUUGAUCUGGGCAGUGACUUGGGUUCGCACUCGAACUUCGAGAAAACUCUUCGAGCGCGGACGGCACAGGACAACCACGUCGUCUUCACCCGAUUUACUGGAGUGCACGCUCGAAAUGGCAAUCUACGACCUCCUCGUCCCCCGCCGAUUGUCGAAAUGCUCGUGCAUCAAGGACUUGCAACGCACUUCAAGGAAGAGAUGGAUGACCCGGAAUGGAGGAUUAAAUUUGACAAUGAAUUUAUUCCGGACCAAUGGACUCCUAACACCCAUGGGCUGAGUCUCCUAUUGUAUAUAUUCGGCAUUGGGGAUUGUGCACAUAAAUGGUGUCAGCUUACUGUUGAGUAUUCGGGCCCAUUUUCGCUGUCCUCUGUGGAGGCAAGCCCACUUUCUUUCAGUGUUUAGAUUGUCCAGAACUGUCCUUGACUCUUGAUGCAACUACCCUAUUGCAAUUUCUGACUUCUAUGGGUAACGCUAAGUUGAAACUUUCGAUGUGUUUUUCGAAAAUAGCCCCUGCUGGAAAUACGGUCACG
Molecule: messenger RNA, 685 nt
Organism: Lentinula edodes (shiitake mushroom)
Lineage: Eukaryota; Fungi; Basidiomycota; Agaricomycetes; Agaricales; Omphalotaceae
Exons: 2
Coding region: 96-557 (153 amino acids)
Source: RefSeq, a predicted model, not a curated record